Molecule: messenger RNA, 2167 nt
Organism: Trachemys scripta elegans
Lineage: Eukaryota; Metazoa; Chordata; Testudines; Emydidae
Product: solute carrier family 25 member 33-like
Exons: 6
Coding region: 105-1145 (346 amino acids)
Biological process (GO): mitochondrial transport; pyrimidine nucleotide import into mitochondrion
Cellular component (GO): mitochondrial membrane; mitochondrion
Molecular function (GO): pyrimidine nucleotide transmembrane transporter activity
Source: RefSeq, a predicted model, not a curated record
CGCUGGGCGGAAGCAAGGAGCGGAGCGCUGCGUGUGCGGCCCGGGGUGAGCGGCAGGUGCCUGCUGGUUGGAGACAGACGCUCCAGAGGCACAGCGCGGCGGUGAUGCCUUAUCGGAGCACGCUGCUUCAUCUGCUCGCAGGAGGAUGUGGCGGUACAGCUGGAGCCAUCCUGACCUGCCCCCUGGAAGUGGUGAAGACACGUCUACAGUCAUCCUCGUUGACCCUGCGCCCUCUUUGCCUCCCUGAGGUGCAGCUGCAGGGGCUGAAUGGAGGGUUUGUGCGUCCAGCCUUACCCUCCCCUGGCGUGCUCCAGCUAAUGAGGGCCAUCCUGGAGAAGGAAGGAAUCCGCUCCCUCUUCCGAGGCCUGGGUCCCAACCUUGUUGGAGUCGCCCCCUCCAGGGCCAUCUAUUUUGCUGCCUAUGCUGGGGCUAAGGAGAAGCUCAAUGUUGUCUUCGUACCCGAGUCCAAGAAAGUUCAUGUGCUCUCAGCAGUCUGUGCAGGGGUCACCUCUGCCACACUUACCAAUCCCAUUUGGCUGGUGAAAACCAGGAUGCAGCUGGAAGCCAGGGCAAGUGGGGAGAAGCACAGUAACGCUCUCCAGUGUGCCAUACGAGUGUACCGCACUGAGGGCUUGCGGGGAUUUUACCGUGGAAUCAGUGCCUCCUAUGCUGGAGUCUCCGAGACCGUCAUUCAUUUUGUCAUCUAUGAGGCGCUGAAACAACAGCUGAGGGAGCAGCAGCCAUUCCUCCCAACAGCCUUUGCCCUUGCACCGAACAGCCGUGAUUUCUUUGGACUCAUGGCAGCUGCUGCCAUCUCCAAGACAUGUGCCUCAUGUAUUGCGUACCCACAUGGUGAGCAGCUCCAUCCUCCCCUCCACCACCCUCCUGCUGGGAGAGGCCUGGCUUGGAGGGUGACUCUGCUAACAUCCCAUCCCUUUGUUUUCUCAGAGGUUGUCCGGACACGGCUGCGGGAAGAAGGGUCCCGCUAUCGCUCCUUUGUGCAGACCGUGCGGCUGGUGGUCCAAGAAGAGGGACCCCUGGCUCUGUACCGAGGACUCCUGGCCCAGAUGAUGCGCCAGAUCCCCAACACAGCUAUCAUGAUGGCUACCUAUGAACUGAUCAUCCACUUGGCUACCAAAGUGUGACCUUGAACAAAUGCACCAGACCCUUGUUGAGGCAGCUGGCUGUGCAUGGGAGAGCUAAAGUCUUGUGACUUGACAUGUUUUUCCUGUUCCACAAGGUAGUGCUGUUCACUCCGUAGCAGGAGGCCAGUGUGGUGAAGACCUUGUGUGUGGCAGUCUACCAUCUGCUGACAGGAUGCAGUGCUCUCAGGCCAGAGCAGUGGUUCUGGAUGGUGCGUGACCUCUAGCAUCAACCUCCAGAAAGUGCUCAAAUUCUCUGAGGUGGCAGUAAACCAGCUAGAAUAGGUGCAGUGGGGGCUCCCAGUGCAAAGCACAAGGGCAUGGAGUUCAGUGGGGAAGAGAUAAAGGAGGAUAAAUAAAUAAUUAUAUAAAACAAAUAAAAUAAAGGGAUGCAGGAUGCCAAUUAAGCAAGUGCAUAUUUCAGCCCUUCCAGUGUCCCCAGCUGGCCAUCCCCAUCACUAGAAAAUACAUGUAUAGUUAACAGCCCCAGGAGCUCCACUCUUCUUGGGCCUGGCCUAUGGACAUAGCUGGACAUGUAGUCAGUGGAUAGGGAGAGUAAACAAAUCUGCAGACAUCAUGCAGCAAAUGGAGAUCUUGCGAUAAGGCCUUCAGCUACUCUCUGGGAUUCUGCACAUAGUCAGGGUCUCUACAUAGAGUCCUACCCCCUACACUGUCUUCUUUCAAGAGAUUCUCCAAACUUAACUGAUAGCCAUCCUAGUGCAUAGUACUUAGCAGGCAUCUUACAUCAUCUCCUUAAGGGAGCAGUCACCUGUGGAAAGAAUCAUACAGCUGAGUAAUUAACUCUGCCUUUCUCUCCUCCUUAGAAGAGAGGCCAGGGCAGGGUGUUAGAACUCAGCCCCAUGUAUCAAGAGAAGCAGGAUGCAUCCUGGCAGGGGGAGCUCUGGCCUGGGCAGCUUGUGUUACUAUAGGCCCCGUCUAUCCCUCUUUCAGGUCUGUUCUCUGCAGGGGCAGGGAAGGAACCUGCAAGGGCCCAGCUCUGCCUUCCUCUGCUGGAGGUACUAUGA